Molecule: messenger RNA, 3627 nt
Organism: Arvicola amphibius (Eurasian water vole)
Lineage: Eukaryota; Metazoa; Chordata; Mammalia; Rodentia; Cricetidae
Gene: Gin1
Product: gypsy retrotransposon integrase 1
Exons: 7
Coding region: 899-2455 (518 amino acids)
Biological process (GO): DNA integration
Molecular function (GO): nucleic acid binding
Source: RefSeq, a predicted model, not a curated record
GGGCGCGGCAUUGACCUGCAACCUAGUAUCUCACCGGGCGAAGCAGCGGGCACACGGUGCUUUUGUUCCUUGAAAGUGGGUGUGGAAAGACAAGACAAGCAUAGUGAUGGAGACUACGAAAUGAAGCAGCCACCUCUUCCCACAGCAAAACCCAAACAAUGCUGCACACCUCUGUGCAAGGAGAUUCAGAUACAAGUUAGGCAGCUCCCUCCGAGCAGAACUGCUUUCUCAAACCCGAGACAUGAAAGGAGGAAGCGACGCGGGAAGUGGAAGAGAAAUCAAGCCUGAAAAGGACCCUGGAGCUGGACUGUCACUCCUCCAAGACCACGCCGCCACUCGCUCCUGUUCGUGCCUCUGGCAAGAGCACGUGUCUGGGGUCCGCGGAGCAGAGCGUGGAGACAAAGCAAACACUUAAAGGCGGCAAUGAGCCUCCGGCCAUCCGGUCUGGCUCCGGUUCUCCACCGAGCUCCCGGUCCUCACCUGCCUCGGCUGCGGUCAUCAAGCGAUCCGUGGGAGAUGCUUGAGCCCAUCCAGGUUUCGGUUCCUCCCCUUUAACUGCGGGCUCAAGGGUGAGGUAGGUGCUCGGGCAGAGGCGGCUCUCGGAGGCGUGGACCUGAAAUCAUCCCUCUUCGGCAAAAGCGGAACGGCUGGCACGGCUACACCUCGGGAGCCUCCGACACGCCUCUUCCCCGCCCGCCCUCCACCGGUCUCACACCGAAACCGCACCGGCCGGGACAGUUUCCGCCGGACCAACGCUCCGCCUGAACUUUCCUGUUCCACCACCGCCACCCCCCAGGCCAAACUCCGACCCCGGUAGUUCCGUUUCCGGCAGCACCAGAUAAGUCGCGAGAGGAAAGUUAAAACCUGCUGUUUGCAUUUAGGACCACUUCGGUUCACGAUGGUCCGUAGUGGGAAAAAUGGUGACCUUCAUCUUAAGCAGAUUGCCUAUUAUAAGCGCACAGGUGAAUAUCAUCCAACUACACUGUCAAGUGAGAGAAGUGGCAUAAGACGAGCAGCAAAGAAAUUUGUCUUCAAAGACAAAAAGCUGUUUUAUGUUGGAAAAGACAGAAAACAAAAUCGUCUGGUAGUUGUUUCAGAAGAGGAAAAAAAGAAAGUCCUAAGAGAAUGCCAUGAAAAUGGCACUGGUGUUCAUCAUGGAAUAUCCAGAACUCUAACUCUGGUGGAGUCAAGUUACUACUGGACCUCUGUGACCAAUGACGUCAAACAGUGGGUAUAUGCUUGUCAGCAUUGCCAAGUAGCAAAAAAUACCGUUCUGGUGGGACCUCAGCAGCACCUUCUCACCGUGGGAAGCCCAUGGAGUGUAGUUACUGUUGAUCUCAUGGGACCUUUUCAUACAAGCGACAGAAGUCAUGUGUAUGCUAUAAUCGUGACCGAUUUGUUCACAAAAUGGAUUAUGAUUUUGCCUUUAUGUGAUGUUUCAGCGUCAGAAAUUUCCAAAGCUAUUAUCAAUAUAUUUUUCUUAUAUGGACCUUCUCAGAAAAUAAUAAUGGAUCAAAGAGAUGAAUUCAUUGAACAGAUCAAUACAGAACUGUAUAGAUUGUUCGGUACAAAACAGAUUGUAAUUUCUCAUGCUUCUGAAAGUGUCCAUCCAUCCGAGAGUACACCGAGCACAGUCAAAGCCUUUCUUUCCAAAUACUGUGCCGAGCACCCCAACAACUGGGAUGAACACCUGCCAGCGCUUUCCUUUGCCUUCAAUGUGACACGCUCAGAGCCUACUAAGAACACACCGUUUUUCCAAAUGUUCAACCGGAACCCUUGUGUGCUGGAGUGUUCUCAUGAAGCGGGUGGUGAAAAUACAAGUGUGUUUGCCAGAAUCGUAGCUGCAGUUAGAGAGGCUGAUGCAGUACUGGAGAACAAGACACCGUCAGCCGGCCAGAUGGAGAAAAACAAUUUGGAUGAACUAAACAAAACCAAGAGUGUUAAAAAGAAACCAAAGCAGCUAAAUCCUUUUCACUUAAAAGUGGGUCAUGAAGUCCUCAGACAAAGGAAAAACUGGUGGAAAGAUGGCCGUUUCCAGUCUGAAUGGGUUGGUCCUUGUGUCAUAGACUAUAUUACAGAAGGUGGAUGUGCUGUUCUGAGAGAUAACACUGGGACCCGGCUUAAAAGGCCUAUCAAAAUGUCCCACCUUAGACCUUAUGUGAGAGAGUCCGCUGAGCAAGACAGUCUUUAUCUCUUACAAGGUUCAGUAGUAGCAGAUCACGACUACGUUGGAUUACCUGAAAUCCCAGUUGGAGCAUACCAGGCAAAUAUUCUGGUAGAAGAUGGAACUAUUGAUGUAGCUGAUAAUGAGUUAUUGGCAUCAAGCAAGGAUCAUGAACUCUUGGAAUACAGAAAUUCCAAAAUCUCUGCAUUGGUAGAGGAUAACAGUUCUCUUGAGAAACAGACUUUCAGUUUGCUGGAUUCUUCGACUCAAGUUCUCGAGUACUUAAGUUAGUAAAUACCAAAAUUAAUUUAAAAUGCUUACUUAGAAUGUAUAUAGUUUUCGGUUGUAAGCACUUUAUCUAUUAAAGUAGGCUGUAUAGAAGAAAUUUCUUAAUAUAAUAUUAUUAACUAAAUUCUGAAGGCUUAUUUUAAACCUAUGUAAAAUUGUGACACAUUUGAAUACAAAUAAAAAUAUGUAAUAGAAAUAUACAUUGCAUAGAAUUCAGGAAUCUCUUAGACAACAGACAAAAUCCAUUUGCUUCUUUGGAAAUAAAUUCAAGGAGAAAAUUCUUAAACCUUUUUCUAAUAUUGGUACUGCAUUUUCUGUUCUAGUUUUUUUUUUUUUUCAGAAAUAUCUUCUCUUUGAAGUAAAUUUAAACUACUUUUGGCUUAGUUAAUAAAUAUUUAGUGAACAAUAGCAUGAGUGAAACUUUUUUUCCUGUGACAUUAGAACUUUUUAAUUUGUAUUUAUAGAUUUACUUUUGUGUAGUGUCAUUGUGUGUAUAUGUGCGCGCUCGCGUGCGUAUGCACGCAUGCGUUUCUGAUGUGGCUUUGUGCAUGCGAGUACAUGCCUGUAUAGACUAGAAGAAGGUGACAGACAUUCUGAAGCUGAAGUUACAGAUGGUUAUGAGCCAGCCCGUGUGAGUACUGGGAACCAAACUUGGAUCUGCUCCGUCAGCAGGAUACAUUGUAGCCUAAAGGCAAGUGACUGUCAGGGAGAGAAUUAAGUCUCUGACAUCAUAGUACAGACCAAAGAAAAUUGCUGAUAGAAUUCUAGAAAGAAACUGUAAAAGUGGGGGGCGGGGGUGAGUAUAGUAGCCUUCUCCUGCUCUCCUCAGCAGAACAGAGUCCAUGAAGGGCACCUACUGCAGUGCCCCCAUGGUAAAUAAUGAAGUGCUCGUGUCCUUCCUCAUCUCAGUGAAGUCACUGUCCUCUGUUUCUUUUAGAGAUCAUCUUACUUGAAAUCAGCCUGUUUUACUUGUUCUAUUUAAAGAGGCAUGUCAGCAUUCAGAGUCACUUCUGAGUCGCAGAUUCUGAACAGCUAAAAAUAAAGUUUUCCUUUCCUUAGUAAUCUCUCGUCAGAUUUUUGUUAUGUGUGUAUGAGUCAUAUCAGGCUGCAUUGUUCUUCAUGCAAAUUAUCCCCAAAUCUUAGUGGCUUAAAACAAUAAAGCUUUUUCUUGGCCA